AUGAAUGCAAAAUCAUUAGAUUCUUCAUUAUUUGUUAGCUGUGCCUCUCCAACAACUACGUAUGAUCAUGAUGCAAGCCCUAUUUGGACAACGCCUAAAGAUGAUAAUAUAGCCACAGACUCGCAUUCUCCAUAUUAUUCACCAGUUUGUGAAUCUUUGGAUAUUGAGUCUGUGAACGCAGAUGAUUCAAAAUCUGAUGUCAGUGACUUUGAAGAAAAGGAUGAUUAUAAAUUUAAAAUUGUAGAACAUUCACUUCCAGAUGAAAUUGUAGAACAUUCAUCUCUAGAAGAUACACUAAUGUGUAAAAUAAUACAGUUCCUAACACAUGUAAUGUACAUAGAAAAAGUUGUAUUAUUAAUUUUUCUUCUCCUCCUUCUUUAG
Messenger RNA from Macrosiphum euphorbiae (potato aphid), 381 nucleotides. NCBI's taxonomy places the organism in Eukaryota, Metazoa, Arthropoda, Insecta, Hemiptera, Aphididae. The record is from the annotation of a GenBank genome assembly.